Acanthisitta chloris (rifleman) is the source of this 556-nucleotide messenger RNA. RefSeq names its product probable cysteine--tRNA ligase, mitochondrial. The annotation marks the transcript as partial. Gene Ontology annotation, molecular function: cysteine-tRNA ligase activity; ATP binding. The transcript has 4 exons. The record is from RefSeq and is a predicted model, not a curated record. Gene Ontology annotation, biological process: cysteinyl-tRNA aminoacylation. Gene Ontology annotation, cellular component: cytoplasm. Lineage: Eukaryota; Metazoa; Chordata; Aves; Passeriformes; Acanthisittidae.
ACUAGCCAACACAAAAGUGACCGUGCAGGCUGCGUUUGCAGAUGACUUUGACACCUCCAGGGCUGUUGCAGCAAUUAUGGACCUCGUUCACCAUGGCAACAGACAGCUUAAGGCUGUUACUAAGGAUGCUGGAUGUCCUCGGAGCUCUGUUGUGUAUGGGAGCAUUAUUUCCUACAUAGAAGGCUUUUUCAGUGCCCUUGGGAUGUCCUUUGGAGAAAGGCAGGUGGCUGUGGGAGGAGACAGCUCUGCAGUGCUCUCCAACGUGCUGGAGGAGCUGGUGCAGUUCCGCGCCAAGGUGCGGCAGUUCGCGCUGGCUCUGCCCGACGCGGCACACUCUGUGCCCGUGGAAGGUGCUGCAGGAGCUGAAGAGCCCAAGCAGGAGCAGAAGGAAAAGAGGCAGCAGUUAAUGAGGGAGAGGAAACCCCUCCUGGAGGCUUGUGACAAUCUGCGGAGAGACCUUGCUGCCUUUGGGAUCCACAUAAAGGACAGAGCUACUGUUUCGACCUGGGAAAUGGUGGAAGGACAGACAGAGCAGCAGCCUGAGAAAAAAAGCUGA